Molecule: messenger RNA, 2148 nt
Organism: Varanus komodoensis (Komodo dragon)
Lineage: Eukaryota; Metazoa; Chordata; Lepidosauria; Squamata; Varanidae
Gene: RAB42
Product: RAB42, member RAS oncogene family
Exons: 2
Coding region: 1-642 (213 amino acids)
Cellular component (GO): Golgi membrane
Molecular function (GO): GTP binding; GTPase activity
Source: RefSeq, a predicted model, not a curated record
AUGGCCGCGGACGCCGCCUGGCACUACCAGUUCCGGAUCAUCACGCUGGGCGACUCCACCGUGGGCAAGUCCUCGCUCCUGAAGCGCUACGCCGAGGGCGCCUUCCUCGAGUCCAUAAACCAGACCGUGGGGGUGGAUUUCUACGUUCACUACGUGCAGGUGGAGCCGGACCUGAGAAUCAAGCUGCAGUUUUGGGACACCGCCGGACAGGAGCGGUUCAGGUCGGUGACACGCUCCUACUACCGCAACUCGGCCGGAGCAGUGCUGAUGUUUGACCUAACCAACCGAGCGUCCUUUGAGAACAUCAGGAACUGGCAUCAGGAAGUCGUGGACACGGUGCAGCCUCGUCAUGUAGUCUUCCUGCUGGUUGGACACAAGAGUGACCUGCAGGCAGGACGGAAGGUUGGGCAGAAGGAGGCAGAGAAACUGGCUGCUUCACUGGAGGCAAAGUACAUCGAAACAUCAGCUAAGAGCAACAUCAAUGUGGAAGAGGCUUUCCAGAUGUUAACCUUAGGAAUCUAUGAGGCACUGAAAAGUGGGAAAAUGACACCCAGUGACCAGUGGGAUGGGGUGAAAAGCAAACUGCCACCCCUCGUGCCGUCUGCAGUCCAGGCAGCGGGGAAUAAAACAUGCUCAUGUUAGGAAAAGGCGAAUUAUUCCGGAAACUGCAGAGCUGUUGUGUAAGAGCACCAUGGUGCAGUCUCUUUCCAAAUGCAGGUCAAAACCAGUGAAGACCUUUAAGGCUGGUGCAUACACAGAAAUUCCCUUUUCUUUAUUGCUAAUCUAAUAAACAGGAAGAAAAGAACUCUACAAGUCUUUCCAGCUAAGAAUGAAAGUGCAGAUGACUGCGUGGAGGCGCAGCUGCAGUCCGGAGUCACUGGCGAUUGCUGCAAUGCACAUCUCAUGUCUGUGCCUGCCACACCUCUGGAGACGAUUCUUAUUUAAGGCAAGCCUGUGCCUGCUUUGUAUGAAAUGUCAGCACUCACCCUUUUUUAAUCAAUCAAAAUCUUGACAGGCUCUUCCGUAGCCUCUUCUGCUCCAGAGACUUCACUUGAAACAUGCAAAGAGAGCUAUCAGGGCUACCAACUCUCCGAGAAGAAUCUGUCAGGCCAACCCCCUAAACAUGCUUGAACCUCCAUCAGUGACCACCUAAUUCUGUGAACAUGUUGUUUGAUUCAACUUCACUGGCUGACAGAUGUGAGAACUGUGAUACCAUUAAUCAUCUCAGAGUUUAGGAAUUCAUGGGGUUGGUGUACAGAGCGGGCCAAGCUCUUCCUCAGGGCAGGCUGCGCCGUGGGAGGCUUCGUCAGGGUCUGGAGGAGCAGCAGCAGCAGCAGGCGGGAGCUGAACCCUUUGAAGGCCGUUCCAAGUUGCUUAGUGAAGUUUCUCACUGAGCAAGAAGGGUUUCUGCGAGGGGAGGGGACCCGAUUGUUGACCCAGCAAGGAGGAGUUGGCGACACCAGCUGCUCAGAUGGAGGGGCUCCCUUGUUCUCGCCAUCUUGCUCUCCCCAAGGGUGGAGCCUUCGGCCUUCCUGAAAGGGAGGGCUAGUCAGGAAGUUUCCAGCUUAGAUUCAGCUCUUUACAUGAGCAGAAGCUUCUUCUUCCAGCUUUUGUAAGAGGUUAGAGCUAAACUGUUCUGUUAACUAUGGAGCUCCAAUAAAGAGAAUUGCAUUUCAAAAAUUGUCUUGAAUUUUGGAACUUAAGGAAGGGGAUAGCUCAUGACAACAGGUUGCAAUCUUCCACAGAAGAUCUGCUGGUAAAGGACAAUGUUGUUUCAAAUCAACUCUCUACCUCUGUUGUUUUAAGCAUAUUCCCUGUUGCUUGCGGAUUUGCUGUGAAUUCAGAUAUGUGGCCAUUUCUGGUCUUGGCGAAGCAGGGAAUAGGUGCAAUUGCCAGAGGUCCUCUCAGGUCGGAGAUCAGAAAUAAAGCACAGUAGUUAAAUUAGAAACAUUUUGAAGAUGCACGAGGUAAAGCAGCCUUCCCCAACCUGAAGCCCUUCAUGUUUUGGAUCGCAAUUCCCAGGAUUCCUGACUAGUGCCCACGUUGGCUGGGGCUGAUGGGUUUUUAGUCCAAGAAAUCUAGAGGGCAUCAUGUUGGGAAACUCCAAGGUAAUGGAUCAGAAGAAGCAAGGCUGGUGUUCAGUAGCAG